AGUGUUUAGUUAAUUGGACUAGGGUGAAAAAUCUCCGUCAUGCAUUUUGAUGAUUUGCUAAAAAUCCUUGGAGAACUCGGACGAUACCAACAGAUUCGUUUGUUUUAUAUAUAUUUGGUAGCUAUAGUAUGUGCCUUCCAUGCCAUGAAUAUGGUGUUUGUCAGCGCCAAACCAGACUAUAAAUGUCACGUUUCAAAAGCGAACGUUUCUGAUUGGAUUUUCGGUAAUACUACAGAGAAAGACUUCCAAGACUUUCUACAGAGCGCUGGAAAAUGUGAAAUCUUUGAUGAAAAAAUGGUAUCAAAACUUAUUUCAUCUGGAAAGUAUACGUUAAAUGAUAUCAUAACGAAUAAUGUCACGGUACCAAAGAAUAAAUGUACAGAGUGGGAUUAUUCAAGAGAAGUGUAUGGACCAACUAUUGUUACACAGUUUGACUUGGUAUGUGACAAAGACUGGUUGCGUAGUACAUCUAAGACUUUGUACUUCUUCGGCCGAUUGGUUGGAGCUGUAUGUUUUGGUCAGUUGUCAGACAUAGUGGGAAGAAAACCAACCUUUUUUGUCUGCCUGCUGAUGUUAUUAAUUGUUGGUUGUGUCGCCUCAGCAGCACCGAAUUUCUACGUCUUUAUCCCUUUCUACAUUUUACAAGGUGCAGCACAAACCGGAUUGUUUCUUGUGAUAUUCAUAAUGGGUACUGAGUUGGUUGGUCCAUCUUAUCGUAUGUUUGCAGGGUUUGUGAUCCACGCUUUUUACGCUAUUGGUUAUAUGACAUUAGCAGGUCUAGCAUAUGGCAUCGGCAACUGGAGAUAUAUUGAAUUGGUUAUCACAAUUCCGGUGGUGUUAUUUGUGCCUUAUAUUUGGCUGUUACCUGAGUCAGUUAGAUGGUUGUUAUCAAACCACAAAGAGGAAGAGGCAAAACGUAUAAUUCGAAAAGUAGCUGCGGCAAAUCACGUAGAGAUAAGCGAGGAGUUACUUGAAGACUUAACAAAACUAGAUGAAAAGUCAGAAACAGAAACGAAAGGUCGUAAAUAUACUAUUAUCGACUUAUGUCGACCUGGGAUGAUAUGUUUAUCUCUAAAUGUUUGGUUUAAUUGGCUUGUCAAUGCCAUGCUGUACUACGGACUGUCUCUAGGUACAGGUAAUCUAGGAGGUGAUCCCUACAUUAACUUUUGUAUUGCUGGUGCAGUAGAAAUACCUGCCUGCAUUAUGUGUAUCUUAAUAUUAAAUCCAUUAGGGAGAAGGAGACCAUUAUGUGCCAUCAUGGUCAUAGGAGGUGCUGCUUGUAUAGCGACCGGUUUCAUUGAAUUGAUUCCACUGAAAAUAACCUUAGCGAUGAUAGGAAAGUUUUGUAUAACAUCAUCAUACACAAUCAUAUAUUUGAUGGCAGCAGAAGUGUUUCCCACAGUUGUCAGAAACAUUGGUAUUGGAGUGUCUUCAAUGUGUGCCAGGAUAGGUGGAAUGUUAGCCCCACAAAUUCUAGAACUCAACAGAAUUUGGGGACCACUACCUUUAAUAGUUUUUGGGGGCUUGGCUAUUUUCUCUGGUGCUUUAGCCUUGUUGCUGCCUGAAACAUCAGGAAAGCCUUUACCUCAGACUUUAGAAGAUGUUAUUGGUACUGAAAAGAGAAAAGCUAAGUAUAGAGGAAUAAAAAUGAAAGAUUGUUCUUAGAAGACUGAAAAGAUUGAAGAAAAUACAGCGGACAAAUGUCAUGCAAACUGUUAAACAGACAAUUGUUUUAAAUUGUUUCACCUUUUAUCAUAAAUAUGUGAUCUUAUUAUAUAUGUAAUGAAAAUGACUACUUUGGUUACAUUUUUGAACCGAGUAAACGGAUUAAAACAGUUGUCUAUUUGGAUUUAAUUACGAGAAAGAUGUUUAGCUAUCCAUUAUACUGGCAUCAAAGAGUCAUCAAUUUCAGAAAGUGGAUAGCAGGCUUUUGCUCACUGCCACUGAUUUUUUAAUGAGGUUUCACUUGUGCUAGUAUUUAGCUGUUUCAGAUGUAUAGCAGGAAUCAUUACAGACCAUUCCUAAUUAUGAAUUAUGACUUAACACAGGCAAUCGAUUGUAUUGUUUGUAAUAGCUAUAUUGAGUCCAUUAUAACAGUGGGAAAUUAUUAACUGGUCUUUUAUCUGUUUAUAUAAUACAGGUAAUUAUAUAC
This is a messenger RNA of Mytilus trossulus (common blue mussel), 2152 nucleotides long. RefSeq names its product organic cation transporter protein-like. NCBI's taxonomy places the organism in Eukaryota, Metazoa, Mollusca, Bivalvia, Mytilida, Mytilidae. The transcript has 9 exons. The coding region runs from base 40 to 1665 and encodes 541 amino acids. Gene Ontology annotation, biological process: transmembrane transport. Gene Ontology annotation, cellular component: membrane. The record is from RefSeq and is a predicted model, not a curated record. Gene Ontology annotation, molecular function: transmembrane transporter activity.